This is a messenger RNA of Babesia bovis T2Bo, 1488 nucleotides long. RefSeq lists its product as uncharacterized. NCBI's taxonomy places the organism in Eukaryota, Apicomplexa, Aconoidasida, Piroplasmida, Babesiidae. The record is from RefSeq and is a predicted model, not a curated record. The transcript has a single exon. Bases 117 to 1430 code for a protein of 437 amino acids.
UACAUCAAGUUAUCAAUCAGCUGUUACAGCGAUAAUUCGAAAUCGAGUUAGUGCCUACCUUAGAAUAUGCAAACCCCCAGGUACAGUGUAGACUACCUAAAUUACAAUAUAUUUAAAUGGCAGAUAGGUCCAUAGUAAACAUGGGCCCAAUAUGGACUUCCUUGCUACUGAUAUGUUCCAGGCUAUCAUAUGCUCUGGAAGUGGAUCUCAUGCAGCCUACUAUCCCCUACCCAGUCGAGAGUUUCGAAGGGAGCUUCUAUGGUGGAGGUCGAUUCAGACUGAUACAUUCAAGUACACCUAGUAUAACCCUGGUCAAAUAUGGUAACCUCACAAUCUUCAACAAUAUGUCUGGCAUGAACAAGGCAUUGGAUGUAUACGUCCAAGAAUACAGGCGAGGCAUUGGCCUGAUUGUGUCCAUCAUCGAUGUGGAUAGGACUACUAAUGGAUCUAGGCAUAUAAGGCAUUUCGAGAUUGCGGACGACCAGUUAAGAUUGAUUAAUCGUGCGACGAAGCUUGAUUUUUUAAAUGGGCCCAUAUCACUGAUGAUUGACUUGUGGAGUGCUAAGUUGAACCCCCUUGUAAUCAAGUCUACCAAGGGAACAAAUAUACGAUACCGCCUGGCCAAACAUUACAAUGCAAAAUUCAGGGACAGCAUAAGCCGUAUAAGAGGAUCUUAUGAUGUUUUCCUGAUAUCCCCUAUAAUGAAUAUAGACUGGUUGUACCAAACCCCUGGAAGUUCCCAAUCAUUAAUCAGCUCACACAGUAUUAGAGUACAUGUGGACGUCGUAUUGCAACACUUUACAUUGUGGAUCAAACAUAAGGGUUACGUAGGUAACUACACGUUGAGUCUGCCUCCAGUAGUGAACGGUAUGUUCAAGGCACAGCACAUACUGGACCCUUCAUACCGCAAUGUCCGCCCUAUUCCAACGGGUGGCGCCAGUAGUACAGGUCAACUUGAGAUUGAUCUAUCCAGGUUUGAUAAUAGUUCACCAGAGGUCAUCGUUGUAGCCAACCUUAGGAGGGGUUGCUGGCUGUACAGGCAAUACUGCAUUGUGCCGUUUCCGUACCCCGAACAAGUUGUCAGAGUUACCAACUCAAAAGUCCAGACUGUUAUUUAUGAAUCUGGUGACGUGCUUGUAACGCACGUGGAGGUGUUUGACCACGUUGUUCAUGGGUGGGAAUACGUGGUGGUGAACACGAUGAAGGUAUAUGACACUGAUAUCACGGACGAGUUUCACACAGAGACCGUGCGAGAGGUUUUUAAGCGUAUGAGCAGCCAAGGUCCCAAUGCAUAUUUUGACUUGAGCAUGAUAUGUCGGUGCCCGUACGUGAAGAUGCUCUAUAACAUUAGCGUAUGGGAACAGAGUUGUGUCAACGUAGAUAUACAUGACCUCGUGGAAAGUGACUGUAAAGCCGUAGACUGUUCGUGACUUCAAGGUAUCAUCUGUUUGUGUACAUAUGGUAGCCUCAGUGUAUCCAUUUGAUAUA